CGAUUUGAUUGUGAGCAGUGCAUCACUUCACAGACUACUUUUCGGACUGCGUGUUCGUAAAGGAAAGACUGCGUGUUUGUCUGAGAAUUGUGUAUUAAUAUCGCGGUGUACUUUUUGGACUACUUUGCGGACUGUGUGUUUGCAAGGGAAAGACUGCGUGUUUGUCUGGGAAAAAACCGCCUGUGUGCUUGUGUAUGUGACCUUUCACGGACUACUUUGUGGACUGCGUGUUCGUAGAGGAAAGACUGCGUGUUUGUCCAGGAAGAAUGAUAAAAAUUCAAAGCGGAUAAAUUAUUUUUGGGAGUUGCAAAUGAAAAGACAAAACAUACGAAUGGAGAUAAAGUUACUCGAAGAGAAAACCGAAUUACUUGAGAAGGAACUGUCACACCAGAUUGCUCUUGAACAGACCCGACAUAUUCUGGAUGCGACGAGGGAGACUCGUAAUCAAGGUGCUUUAUUACAAAGUGAAGUUACGACAAAAAUCAAAAAACGCAUGUUGGAUAAAUCGGAUGCACCAUGUGAACAACCAAAAAGGAGAGUGAAAGCUACUAAUAGAGUUGAAAGUGCAGAACAUUAUUCCAAGUCUUAUGAUCCGGAAGAGUGCGAGGAAGAAUGUAUUAAUGUGGAACAAUACGAAGAAAUUAUAAGUGAUGAACAAAACGUUUCCAAUGAAAUAGAUGAGGGGGAUGAGACCGAAUUUGAAUCAUUGAAUUCUUCACCUCCUUUGUCCGAGGGUGACAAUGGUUCAGUUUACACACCAAGCGAUAUUGAAGAUCAAAACCCUCCACCACCGUUAAUGCCAUCACAGCUCAAAGAUUUUCACAAAUACUUCACAGAUAUGAGUAAAGCUCAUAAAUGGGUUCUUACAUCUGGAAAGUGUAUCGAAGAUACUCUUUUUGAACACUGCAAGGAACUGCCAAAUGAAUCACUCUUACAUUCAUGGAUUAUUGAUCUUGAUGACCAAGAGGCAGAAGAACUAUUUACUAUAGAAGAGUGGAAAGAAAUCUAG
Racocetra persica is the source of this 1009-nucleotide messenger RNA. Lineage: Eukaryota; Fungi; Glomeromycota; Glomeromycetes; Diversisporales; Gigasporaceae. The record is from the annotation of a GenBank genome assembly.